This is a messenger RNA of Trichomycterus rosablanca, 2926 nucleotides long. RefSeq names its product sema domain, immunoglobulin domain (Ig), short basic domain, secreted, (semaphorin) 3E (gene sema3e). Gene Ontology annotation, molecular function: semaphorin receptor binding; chemorepellent activity. Gene Ontology annotation, cellular component: plasma membrane. NCBI's taxonomy places the organism in Eukaryota, Metazoa, Chordata, Actinopteri, Siluriformes, Trichomycteridae. The coding region runs from base 415 to 2742 and encodes 775 amino acids. Gene Ontology annotation, biological process: axon guidance; semaphorin-plexin signaling pathway; negative chemotaxis. The transcript has 17 exons. The record is from RefSeq and is a predicted model, not a curated record.
UGAGCCGAAGCUUUGACUGACACACACUAAUGCGUGAGCUCACCCACACCCAGCGCGUUUGAGUUUGUGGAAUGCGCCUGCCUGCUGUGAUGGAGACUGACAGGGCAGUAAGCCAGGGUUGACUCACUCACUCACUUUCAGCACUGCGCUUUCUGUACAGAAACGUCGGCUGCACCCUGAAAACUCAUCCACCAAGCUCUGCCUGCUCAGUGCCCACUCAGCACCAAGCACUGAAACUCAGGCUCCUCAUCUUAUAGGGAUUUAUGAGCUGGAUCCUCGUGUGAUGCUCUGAUGACUGCAUGCUAACGUGAGCUAUCAUUUCUCCCACUGGACCAUGGAUACUGCCUGUCCUGGAUGGUAGGGACUCAGCUAGGGACAUUCUAACAGAAGGUUGUACCGGACACUUUGGAAAGGAUGGCAGCGUGCAUAUGGACUCUCAGCCUUGUUCUUACUCUGGCACUGUGGAGCGAAUCUUCUGUACUAGGAGCAAAGAGCCACUAUCCGAGACUACGUCUGUCCCACAAAGAACUGUGGGAGCUGAACAGGACAUGGGUGUUCCUCGCUGCAGAGGGGAGUUUGCAGCACUACACUAUGCUGCUGGAUGAGACUCAAGAGAGGCUGAUUAUUGGAGGAAAAGACAUGCUGUACUCUUUAAAUCUGGACAGAGUCAAUGCACCUCACAGAGAGAUUUACUGGCCGAGUUCUGAGGAGCAGGUGGAGGACUGCCUCAUGCAGGGCAGAGAGAAGCCGGAGUGCGCUAACUACAUCAAGCUAAUACAGCCGAAUAAUGGCACUCACCUGUUAGCAUGUGGAACCGGAGCAUUUAGCCCAGUUUGUGCCUACAUCAGAGUUGGACAUGGACCAGAGCAAGAGGGAGUGUUUCAGUUGGAGUCCGAGCAUAUAGAGAGCGGCAGAGGAAGAUCCCCCUUCCAUCCAAACAGCCCCACAUCCUCAACUGUGUCCAGACAUCAGCUGUUUGUUGGACUUUACACUGAUUACUGGGAGAACGAUGCAGCUCUGUAUCGACUGGGCAGCAACAGCUACACCAGGACUGAGGUUGGAGACAGACAACAACUGAAUGAGCCCAAAUUUGUGGGGUCGGUGGUGAUCCCUGAUAAUGACGAUCCUUCAGAUGAUAAAGUCUACUUCUUCUUCACUGAGAAGGUGUCCAACAUAGAGACGGGAAAUAAAGCCGUCUACAGCAGGGUGGCCCGAGUGUGUGCUAAUGACCAGGGUGGUCAGAGGAUGUUGGUGAACAAGUGGAGCUCAUUUCUAAAGGCUCGGUUGAUAUGCUCAGUUGCAGGGCCCAAUGGCAUCGACACCCACUUUGAUGAGCUGGAGGAUGUGUUUGUGCUAAAGAAGAAAGAUGAUAAGAAUCCUGAGAUUUUUGGCCUAUUCAGCACAACCAGCGCUGUGUUUAAAGGUUAUGCAGUGUGUGUGUAUAACAUGGAGGAGAUCCGAGCAGCGUUUAAUGGACCGUUUGCGCAUCGAGAACAUACCGACCACCACUGGAGUGUGUACGAAGGAAAAGUUCCCUACCCUCGCCCGGGAUCUUGUGCAAGUAAGAUCAAUGGGGGGCAGUUCUCCAGUUCUAAAAGCUAUCCAGAUGAGGUUCUACGCUUCGUACGUUCCCAUCCCCUCAUGUACCAGCCGGUACAGCCGGUUCACAAGCGGCCCAUUCUGCUGGACACAGAUGGAAAACGCAGACUCACUGAGAUCGCUGUGGACAGAGUGGAGGCUGAGGAUGGACAUUAUAACGUCCUGUUUAUUGGGACAGAUGAUUCUGUCGUAUUGAAAUUGAUCACCAUCUUUAAUAAAGAGACCAACACAAUAGAAGAGGUUCUUUUAGAGGAACUUCAAGUUUUCAAGGUUCCAGUACCCAUUACAGAAAUCAUUAUCUCAACUAAAAGACAACAGCUGUAUGUGGGCUCAGAACUGGGCGUGACUCAGGUAAAAGUGCACCAGUGUGGACUGUACGGUUCAGCCUGUGCUGACUGCUGUCUGGCCAGAGACCCGUACUGCGCCUGGGACGGGCACACCUGCUCCAGAUACUACCCUGCAGGAAUUUACACCAAGAGACGCUUUAGAAGACAGGAUGUCCGUCAUGGCAAUGCAGUUCAGCAAUGUAACGGUCUCCAGCUAAAUGAGGCACAGAGCAUCACAGAGCAGUUAGUGUACGGUGUGGAGAAGAACAGCACUUUGCUUGAGUGCAGACCACGGUCCCUCCAGGCUCUGCUCACAUGGUACUUGCUAAAAGAAGCAGAUAUGGAAGAGGUAAAAGGUGAUGAUCACGUCAUCCAUACUCCACAUGGCCUUUUGUUUUUACGGACAAAGAAGUCUGAUGCCGGUGUGUACCUGUGCCAGUCGGUGGAGCAUGGCUUCGUUCAGACUAUAGUGAGGGUCACUCUGGAGGUGCUGGACGAGGAGAGGGUGGAGAGCCUCUUCCACCGGGGAGAAUAUGACGAGAGCGAUGGGCAGCAUCGACUUUCUCCUUGCCCCUUCCCGAGCCUACCGUCCGCAUCUUCCUCCACCAGGCUUUGGUAUAAAGACUUCAUGCAGCUGAUCGGCUACAGUAAUGUCCAGCGGGUGGAGCAGUACUGUGAAAGGGUGUGGUGCGCAUCCGACAAGAAGCGAAAGAAGUUCAAAAACAUGUCUCAGAAAUGGCGGUUCUCUCAAGGGAAUGAGCGGCGUGGAAAAGCUCGGGCACCAAGACACACACGGGACCACCGAAGAUCAGAAUGAAAUGUACAAAAAAUAUACAAGACCCUGAACUGAAUACACAGACCAUGGGGUUGCUCCUACACACUCAGAACAUAUUUAGACUCAUUUUGCCCCUUUUUGCUGUAAUAUAAAGUGUUUAACCAAGGAGGUUUUGUUUGAAUUUUAGUAAUAUGGCUUUUUUUUCUAAACACUAAAUUACAAUGUA